ACAGUACAAAUGUUCGAUGCCAGAAAGUAAAAUUGUCUUUAGUGCGGUUAGUUGUGCUUACUUGAACUUGCACGAAUCCCGAGUCUCAGAGCAACUCACGGUGCAUUAUUUCCUCUCAGUUCAACGCGCUGCAGGCAAAAGAACUCUUGCAAAACCAGUCUGAUGUUGACAUAAAGAUAACACCAUGUCCACCCAGAGUCAUGCUGAAUGGGGUGCACAAACUACAGUGGUAACGUGAUAAAAGUCAGAUGAUUCUUAAAUGAAACCGUGAAAUUAUAUUUUCUCAGAUAAAACCCAGCUGACCCAGUUUGGAUUUCAUUCAUCAGUACACAUGAGUGCACUUCGACUACAACAUAUAAAGCGUCAUAUUUUGCCUGAAAACAAGACAAUGGCAGGCGCACUCGGUACAUUGACCACCCAUGUGCUGAAUACUGGCAUGGGCGUGCCUGCAGCAAACAUAGCCCUCGUUCUCUAUCGCCAAGAUUCCAGCACCAAUGCCUGGACACUGAUAACCAGCGGCGCCACAAACGAUGACGGACGGUGCCCAGGACUCAUCACAAAAGAGCAGUUUACAGCUGGUGUGUACAAACUGCAUUUUGAAACCGCUCAGUACUGGGCGAGUAUGGGAGAGACCUCCUUCUACCCCUAUGUUGAGAUUGUCUUCACUAUAAAUGACCCUGAGCAGAAGUACCACGUCCCUCUGCUGCUGAGUCGUUUCUCUUACAGUACAUACAGAGGGAGCUAGAGAUGAAACGUGAUGGACUCCAGCGGCUGCACCUUUAUCCUCCAUCCUCCAUCUAACACCCGUGCUCUUCACCACAGAGAGAGAGCCAGCUUCAGCUUCAGCUUCAGCAACAUCCGUCUCAGUAUUAGAUGACAGUUAUGGAAAAUAAACCAUAUUGCACAUUGUACUUUGGCUUGUGUAUUAACUGUUACAAAAACAUAAUUUAAAUAAACUAUUAGAUGAGGUGGUAAAUGGAAUCCAUUUCAGAUCAAAACAUCUCCACUUGCUCUGUAUUUUAUGUGAAAUAUAAC
Molecule: messenger RNA, 1035 nt
Organism: Solea solea (common sole)
Lineage: Eukaryota; Metazoa; Chordata; Actinopteri; Pleuronectiformes; Soleidae
Product: 5-hydroxyisourate hydrolase-like
Exons: 4
Coding region: 332-745 (137 amino acids)
Biological process (GO): purine nucleobase metabolic process
Molecular function (GO): hydroxyisourate hydrolase activity
Source: RefSeq, a predicted model, not a curated record